UUAUAUAAAUAAUACUCUUUCCCCACCGAUCCAAAGCAUAAAGUAGAUCAAAGGUCCCUUCCAUCAAGAAAAAAAAGAGAGAGAAUCCACAACUUCCCUCUCUUUCUCUCAAAAACUAAAAAUGGAACUGGCUCCUCGCUCCUUCUAUGGUUCUUGGAAGAGAUGCUGGAGAAGAAAGCGAUACCAGCGAUUCGACGGUGCGAUCACAGCCCGGAAGAACAUUAAGGUGACGAGAUUCGGAGGUAGCCCACGAAGGGUAUGGAAGAUCAAAGCAGUGCCCAAGCUAAGAAUUUUGAAGAGCAUUGCUUCACCAUUGAAGCUAAUGAGCAAGCUCAAGAACGCUUAUAUUAACAUGAUGCUUGGUAUGGCUGGAAACGUGGACGGAACAAAUGUUUUUGGAAACAGAAGGGUUCCAAGAGGCAGGCAAGUUAAAGCUCCUAAUUACCCGAGUGAAGCGUUUGAGAAGAGGUUGGUUUAUGAGAUUUAUAAGAACCUGCUAGCAACUCGAGAAUUAUCCACCGUGAAGAUCAGUAAUUAAUCAUAAGUGGAUAUAUACAUUUCCUCAAGGUAUUUGUAUUUCCUAGCUUAAUCCCAAGGAAAUUAAUCGUAAAAUUGGGAUGUUUAUUUGAGAUUCUUCUUUGUUUUAAUUUUAUUUAAUCUCAAUUAGGAUGUGUACAUUGAGAAAUUAAAGGUUUUAUUAAUGUCAUAUCUUUAGUAGA
Molecule: messenger RNA, 719 nt
Organism: Populus trichocarpa (black cottonwood)
Lineage: Eukaryota; Viridiplantae; Streptophyta; Magnoliopsida; Malpighiales; Salicaceae
Exons: 1
Coding region: 122-538 (138 amino acids)
Source: RefSeq, a predicted model, not a curated record